AUGCGCGAGAUUGUUUUGCGCGAUGCGCGCUACACUGAGCUGGUCGAGAUCGCUCAUGUCAUGGCUACAGCAUUUUGGGAAGACAAUCUGUUUGGCGAGCUCAUCCACCCCCAUCGCGACAAACACCCACAUGAUGUAGAUCUUUACUGGCUGAGGCGAGCACGCGUGAACUUCUGGGACUUUCGCUGGAAGUGGCUGGUUGCAACGACCAAAGACGUCAACGGAAAAGAGGUUAUCGCUGGCAUCGCACAGUGGGCCAGACUAGGAGACGGCGGCCAGAAGAUGGAUUGCUGGUACUUGGAUCCCCGCAAUGCCCUCAGACCCUUGUCGUCUUUCGCGAUGAAGGCUCAUGCUUGGUUAUGGCCGAGCCGUGCCGUCGAUGUCAAGGAAGAAGACAUCAUCGAGCGGGCGUACCCUUUUUUUGAUGAUAUCUGGACGGGCAAGCGCGCCGAGUCGUGGUAUCUUGAAGCACUGGCGGUAAGGCCCGACUUCCAAGGCCAAGGCGUCGGCUACAAGCUGGUGCAAUGGGGUCUUCAACGAGCUCGGGAAGAAGGCAUCUGCGCGUCAGUUGUGAGCGCCAAGGGGAAGGACGGGUUCUACACCAAGUGUGGCUUCGAUGAACAGUACGGCUCAGCCCGGCAGGGCGAAGGAAAUCCUUUGGCUGAAGUAGAGGGCGCAAAUAUGUUCUGGAAGUGGCCAUGA
Molecule: messenger RNA, 702 nt
Organism: Verticillium alfalfae VaMs.102
Lineage: Eukaryota; Fungi; Ascomycota; Sordariomycetes; Glomerellales; Plectosphaerellaceae
Exons: 2
Coding region: 1-702 (233 amino acids)
Molecular function (GO): acyltransferase activity, transferring groups other than amino-acyl groups
Source: RefSeq, a predicted model, not a curated record